Messenger RNA from Harmonia axyridis, 1899 nucleotides. RefSeq names its product sodium- and chloride-dependent glycine transporter 2-like. Gene Ontology annotation, biological process: sodium ion transmembrane transport. Bases 44 to 1798 code for a protein of 584 amino acids. The record is from RefSeq and is a predicted model, not a curated record. Gene Ontology annotation, cellular component: membrane. The transcript has 13 exons. Lineage: Eukaryota; Metazoa; Arthropoda; Insecta; Coleoptera; Coccinellidae.
UUACUCUUAAAAAUGGAGCUUUGAGAAUUAUGACAUUGAAAAAAUGCCAUUAUUUGGGAGAACAAAAGACGCCCAAGGAAAUGCUCCUUCUACUGGCGAAAAUCGUUCCCAUCAUACCAUUCUCAAUUCUCGGGCAUCUCCUACUACAGGAUCCAUAAUGGGAGAUAUCAUUCAAUUGGAGGAUUUUGGGGAUUUUUGGAGUAGUAGAGCAGAAUUUGUUUUUGCGACAUUGCUUUAUUGUCUGAACUUGGGAAAUUUAUGGAGAUUUCCCACUCAAGUGAUGCGGUAUGGAGAAGGUGCUUUUUUUUACGUUUAUAUUUUCUUAAGCAUAAUCUUCGGUAUCCCUUUGCUGUUUUUUGAAAUUGCAAUUGGGCAAUACACUAACAAAGGAUUAAUGAAAGUUUUCCAUAUUAUUCCUGUAGCUGAAGGUUUGAGCACUUCAAUGGUUUUCUUCUGCAACACUGUUAUUCAUGUGUUCGAUAUGAUUAACAUAUACAAUUUCAUAUAUUUUUUCUCUUUUGUUCGCACCAAAGCACCACUUUCUUCUAGAGAACAUUAUGGUGAGAUGUGUUUUUACGAGAAUCGGACCAAUACCCACGAGAAUCUACAUUUCUUAAAUGAGGUUGUAAUGGUCAGUGAUGAUCUGAACUGUUUAUUCAAUGCAAGAAAUUUGUGUAUCACUUUCGUUGCUUGGUUGAUGAUCUGGGUGUACACCGCAAAUGAAUAUACUGUGAAGAAACACUUCACAAUGACGCUUUAUAUAUCUACUUUAAUCGUUCUCACCAUCACACUGAUAGCGACAACGACUGUUGCAGGUGGAGGUGAUGGAAUAAUACGCCUUUUAUCUCCGCCUUGGUCCAGUUUUACAUCUUAUGAAGUGUAUGUUCAUGCGUUUGAACAAGUGCUUGUAUCGCUUGGUUUGGGUAUGGGUCCUUUGAUAAAUAUUGGCUCAUACACGACCUUCAGAACGCCUAUCAACAUAGAUGCCAUUACUGUCGCUGUAUGCACCAUGUUGGCCACCUCCUUCAUGACAUUCAUAGUUUUUGGUGCUGUAGGAGUUUACACCGAAGAACUGGGUUAUUCUGACGUCAAAUUAGAAGGACAAGAGUAUUAUGUCCACACUCUUCUAGCGAAACUGUUUAUAAGAAUGGCAAAAGGCUACAAAAACUUGAAUAUUUUCCUUUUCUACGGAAUCUUCUUCGCUGUUGGAUUCAUUAUUUCAGUUAAAUACUCUGAACUGUUGCUGCAGUUCACGUAUGCAAAAUGGGACAUGAAUCCCAAGCACAAUUCGAAGAUAACAUUCGCCUUAUGCAUGUGUCAGUUCUUCAUAUCCAUCGGUAUGAUCAGCUAUCAUGGAAUCAAUCUGCUGUAUUGGAGUGCGAUGAAUAUAUUCCUGGUUUUCUCCGUUUUGACGUUGGUAGCACUUGAGCUAUCGGCUGUACUUUUUAUCUACAGGUUGCAUAAUUUCUGUGAAGAUGUGGAGUUUAUGAUUGGCUGUAAACCCAACUGGUGGUACAAGAUAAUUUGGUAUACCACGCCCUUCAUCAGUGUGGCUGUGUUAGCUGGAUGUUGUUACGAAUACUCUCAAAAUGAUCUUGAUUGGUAUGAUCUAUUUUGUUUGGUGAUGUAUUUUGUUGUAGUUUGGUUACCAGUAUUUUACGUUGCUAUAUGUGCCUGUAUAUCUGAACACAGGAAAGGGGAGAUAAAUAGAAUUUUCUAUCCUCGAGAAGUUCAAACAGCUUUUCAAGAUUACAUGAACUGGAGAGAAACUGCAUCAAUUAAUUCAAGAGAUUUUUGAAAAUAAAAUUAAGUUAUUGUUGGUUUUUCAUACUAGACCAAAACUUCGUAUUCUGCUUGCAUUGAUUUUUAUAUUUGAGGAAUUCAAUAAAAGAAAAAUGU